Molecule: messenger RNA, 1423 nt
Organism: Diospyros lotus (date-plum)
Lineage: Eukaryota; Viridiplantae; Streptophyta; Magnoliopsida; Ericales; Ebenaceae
Exons: 2
Coding region: 150-1013 (287 amino acids)
Source: RefSeq, a predicted model, not a curated record
CUACUAGUCGAUCAUUUCCAAUAUGAAAUAGAAGUUCUUAUACCAAAGAUAUAAUAUUAUUAUUCAUAAUCUAUUAUAAAUAGCAAAUGGUUACUAUGGAGCUGCCAUCCAAAAUCAAGAGUAGCAGCAGCCUUUACGUAUUCUAAGAGAUGGGAUCUCUUUUCACUUUCUUCAUCUUCUCACUUGUUCUGUUUGCGAAUGGUCUCCAUGUUCAUGCCAGACCAGACCCGCCGCCACCGCCCAUGGCCAAGAGCAACGCCGCCAGUUGUCACACCCCGGCGAAAGCCAUAGCCGAUGAUUCUGCAAAGGGGAGGUCUUUGGUGAGAGAUUUUGAGCCAAUACCCAAUGUAUCGGUUUACGGCGACGAUGCAAAAAUAACAAAAGAAAUAUCUUCGGCAGAGGGAAAACCUUUCGUGAGAGAUUUUGAGCCAAUACCCACUGUAUCGGUGUACGGUGACAAUGCUAAACUAACGGCACAGAAAUCUCCCACACUGAAAAAACCUUUUGUGAGAGAUUUUGAGCCAAUACCCAAUGUAUCGGUGUACGGUGACAAUGCUAAACUAACGGCACAAAAAUCUACCACACCGGAAAAGUCUUUUGUGAGAGAUUUUGAGCCAAUACCCAACGUAUCAGUGUACGGCGACGACGCUAAAUUAACGGCACAAAAAUCUCCCACAUUGGGAAAACCUUUUGUGAGAGAUUUCGAGCCAAUACCCAACGUAUCGGUGUACGGCGACGAUGCUAAAUUAACGGCACAAAAAUCUUCCACACCGAAAAAGCCUUUUGUGAGAGAUUUUGAGCCAAUACCCAAUGUUUCAGUCUAUGGGGAAGAUGCUAAACUAGCCACAGAAAAAUCUUCCGCAACGGGGAACUAUUUUGUGAGAGAUUUUGAGCCAAUACCCACCGCGACAGCCUAUGGCAAUGACGCUAAACUUACAGAAGAAAGAUACUCUACAAAGGAGAAACCAAUUAUUGGAGAUUUUCAAGCUAAGCCGUCAAGCGAGGCUCUUUAGAUCUCCUAUUAUCGAAUGUCAGUUGAUGUCAAGGGUCUGUGUUAUUGUGCUCUAAGUUCAGUAUGAUUGUGGAUUGAAUCAUCCUUGUUGCUAGAAGUAAGUUUUUGUGAUGUUUAUUGAAUAAAAACCAUGUUUAAUUUACUCUUUUUUAAAUAAAAACCAUGUACUAUUGUAAAAAUAGCAUACUAUGUUUAUAAAUAAUACUAAAGGCAUCCCUACAUCACAAGCACUCUAAGCUCCAAGGGUUUAGGGCCGGAGUUGUUUUUGCGUUCAUUCCUACCAUUUGCAUUGUAAAAAUAUUAUUUUCACCACUCAAACUUAUGAACCUAAAAUUUUAAAAAUGAAACCUUACCAUUGUUACCAAACACAUGGCACAAAACCCAUCCUAAAUCCACCCUCUUACCACUCAU